Messenger RNA from Miscanthus lutarioriparius, 1233 nucleotides. The record is from the annotation of a GenBank genome assembly. Lineage: Eukaryota; Viridiplantae; Streptophyta; Magnoliopsida; Poales; Poaceae.
AUGGCCGCCGUCUUCUUCCACCACGUCGUCGGCGACCUCACCGUCGGCAAGCCCGAGGUCGCCGAACUGCACGACACCGACACGCUCGACGACGCCGCGCGCGCCAUCGCCGCCAGCCCCGAGGGCGCCGUGCCCGUCUGGCGCCCCAGGGCCGCGCCCGACGACCCACCCUCCGGGGCCAGGUUCAUCGGCAUGAUCUCCGCGCUCGACAUCGCCGCCUUCGUCGCCGCCGCGGGGGUCGGGGACCGCGCCAUGCGCGCCGUCGUCGGCGAGGUCGUGCAGCCCAAUCCCGCGCUGCUCAGGGAGAUCGAUCCGGGUACCAGGUUGAUCGAUGCUCUGGAGCUGAUGAGGCAUGGAGUGAAGCGCUUCCUUGUUCGCAAGAGUGGGAGCUGGAAAGGCAUUACCAAGAGAUUUUCAGUGCUUUAUAAUGGCAAAUGGCUGAAGAACAUGGAAUCAACAUCUCCAAAUGCAGCCAGCAGCAGCAGCAUGCCGCUAUCCCCGCCUUCUGGUUCUGCAGACAAGUUUUGCUGCCUAUCAAGGGAAGAUGUUCUCCGGUUUCUCAUUGGAUGCCUUGGUGCUCUUGCUCCCAUCCCGCUGACUCAGAUAUCUUCCCUUGGAGCCAUCAAUCCGCAGUACAGUUUCGUGGAAGCAUCUGCGCCUGCCAUGGAAGCAAUUCAGAAGAUCCCUCAAGACCCAUGCGCCGUUGCUGUUGUGGAGACAACGCCAGAUGGAACUCGUAAGAUACUAGGAGACAUCUCUACUUACAAGCUGUGGAAAUGUGACUAUGUUUCAGCUGCAUGGGCACUGGCAAACCUGUCGGCUGGGCAGUUCGUCAUUGGUGCCGAUGAGAAUGGGUCGAUGCCCAUCUCAGUCUUCCCAGAGCCUCCCAUCAGCCCAUCGUCACCAGUGGAGGAGAUCAGUCCUGGGCGCUCGCCAAGGGCGAAGAAGUUCAGCAGCAGGAGCAUCGGGUUCCUUAACAACACCCAGGCUAGCCAGAUGUCAGCGUGGCGGACACGGAGUGCGUACCACCGUGGCAGGAGCACGCCGCUGAUGUGCAAGACCACGAGCACCCUUGCGGCGGUCAUGGCGCAGAUGCUGUCCCACCGGGCCACGCACGUCUGGGUGACGGACGCAGAGUCGGAGGAGGACGGCAUCCUCAUCGGCGUUGUGGGCUACACCGAGAUCUUCAAUGCCGCCACCAGGAGCACCUGCUCGAGUCCGACAACAUCUUGA